GUAAAGGCUUAGGUGCCCCAUUUUUUACCCUAUCUGGCAUUUUUUCCCAUAUCAGCCUGUUUCACCUUUAAUGCCGACACGAAAAAAAUCACAGCCUGGAUGUAAGGAUGUUUAAUCGCAAACAUCGUUACCUUCAUCUGCUCGCUAUUAGGGUUCCUGCGAUUUUGAGUAGGGCUUAAAGACAUCCAUGGAUUUCGACAGAAUCAAAGGGAUUUCACAGGAAUAUCGUCGCCUCAAUCAUUGAAGUAAUGUAGAUGUACUCAGACUGCGUUCAAGUAAGUAAAAUUGAUCGAAUAUUGUAUUGGAUUGUUGUUAUGAACUCAAAGUUUACGAAGUUUUUUGGGGUGUUCUUUUCAUGGCUGCUAUGCUGGGAUUUGCUUUCUCUUCAAAUUUAUAUGGUUGACUCUCCAUGUAACUUUCCUUGUAAUUAUAACUGCGAGCCUUUUCUGUCUGCUUAGCAGUGCUUAGCAGGUCAAAUUGAAUUUUUGAUUUAAAUUCAAUUGAUUUUGUAACUUUCCUGAUUCAUUCUGCUUUGUAUUUGUUGAAUCACGUAGUUAUGUCCAGAUUGUGUAAUUCAUUUUUAGAUUAACAACUGAUGUGCCUCAUUACUCAAUUGUGUUAGCAGUCAGUUAUGUACAUGUUGUGGGUUGUUCUACUACCCACAUCAUUAAGAAACACUAAAUUGCAGUUCUGAAGUGAUUAUAGGGACAUUUACAUGGAUAUGUUGCUUCAGUAAAUUGACACUUAUACAUAUAAAUAUUUUUUAAAGAUGUUUUUGGAAGCAGAGUUGAGAAUACACCAUGGGGGGAUUUCAUUAAAGGUGCACAAUUGUCAUAUGUUAACGGUGAGGUGCAUACAAUUACUCUUGAUCCAGAUAGAAUAUCUUAAUUACUCUCACCUGUUAAAGUUUAUCAUGUUGUGGAAUCCUUAUCUUUUAAAUUACCUGGGGAGAAGAUGGAAAUGCUAAAGCCAUUAUGGAACGAUGCAUCUACUCUUGAGCUUAUAGGAAUGGCCAAAAAUUGGGGAAUAGUAGACGUUUAUGUAGACACAAUUGAUGAGGCACAAUUGAUUUCAGAAUAUGCUUUACCUUUUACUGGAGCUGUUGAGGAAGUCGUAGACACAGAACAGAGGGUUGAUGCAGACCAUGCUUGUGAAAAUGUUGAAGGAAAUGCUGCCGAAGAGGAAGAAGAUAUUUUACCAGCCGGCCAUGAUAAUAGUUCUGGUGAGGAGCAAGAUGAGGGGAAUAAUGGCAGUGAUGGUGACUUAAUAGAUAAAAAGACAACAUGGGUAAAGAAGCAGCAGCAGAGAGAUGACUUGCAUUUAGAUGUAGAGGGCGAGCAAAGCAGUGUGUAUUAUGAUUCAGAUGACCCGCCAAGCUAUUAUUCUAAACCUGAACAUGAGGAUGCCCAAGGUUGUGAGGUCCAAUCUAGAAGGAAAGCAAAAUUGUCCUUCAUAUAAUUCUGAAUCAGAAUACAAAUACCUAGAGUUAGAGAUGUUAUUUGAAGAUGGAAUUCAAUUCAAAACAACCCUGAUUAAUUGCGCAGUGCAUAAUAAGAGGGAUAUUAGGUGGGUUAAGAAUGAGCCUAUGAGACUUUAAGCAACAUGUGCAACUAACUGUCCCUUUAAGUGCACUGCAUCGUGGGAAAACCAAUAUAGAUGCUUGUAGUUGCAGACUUGGAUAGGGACCCAUAGAUGCAAUGAGAAGUUCAAGUUAAAGAUUGUUAGUCAAAAAUGGCUAGAAGAUAAGUUUGAAAAUAAAAUAAAGGAAAAUCCUAACAUUGGCCGAGUGGAACUAAAAAAGAAAUACGCAAUGGAUUUAAUAUUCAUGUGAAUAUUUCCAAGGUAAAGAGAUGCAUUGCAAAGGUGCUUAAAAAGAUUAAUGAGUCCUUUGGUGAUCAAUUUCGUAGGGUGAGGGACUACGCCGAAGAAUGCAUUAGGUCAAAUCCAGGGAGUACGGUCAUAGUAAAAACACAAAGGAUACAUGAAGAUGGGCCUGAAGUUUUUCAGAGGAUGUAUGUCUGCUUUGAGGCUUUAAAAGAGGAGUCUUAACAGGCUGUCGUCGAGUUGUUGGACUAGAUGGGUGUUUUCUUAAAGGGACAUUGAAGGGUGAAAUUUUAAGUGUGGUGGGUCGGGAUGGAAAUAAUGAAAUGUAUCUCAUCGCAUGGGCCGUUGUAGAGAUAGAGAACACAGAGACUUGGAGAUAGUUUUUAAAUCCGCCACAUGAGGAUCUUGAUAUUAACAACAGCUUUCAUUGGACUUUCAUGAUUGAUCAAUAGAAGGCAUAUACAUGCCAAUUGGAGCAAAAAGCACAAGGGAAAGGUUUUGAACAAGCAUUUUUGGAUUUGUGCUCAGUGUGCAACAGAAGCCCAGUUUGAUGAAGAAAUGAGAGCAUUGGAGAAGAUAGACAAAUAUGCCAAAGCAGAUUUAGAUUUGUAUGAAACAUGUCAAUGGGGCAAAGCGUUUUUUAGAGUAGACAACAAGUGUGAUAUAUUAGAUGAUAACUUUUCGGAGUGCUUUAAUAAUACAAUCGUCAAAGCUCGAUCUAAACCUAUCAUCCCUAAGCUUGAAGCUAUUAGAGUCGCUGCAAUGAAACGCCUAGCCAAAAAGUGAAGUUUUCAAGUACGUGGCCUGGAAAGCAUGGCCCUAGAAUUAUGAAGAAGCUGAAUUCUAAUAUUAUUUUGAGUAUGGGCUGGAAGGUUACCUUUAAUGGCGAUGAUGGCUAUGAGGUGAACAAAAGGAGACAUCAGUAUAAAGUUCGCUUGCAACAAAGAACCUGCUCUUGUAGAGCAUGUGAUUUGAAUGGAAUUCCGUGUGCUCACGCUGUGUGUACUAUAUUCCACAAAGGCGAAGACCCGGGAGAUAUGUGGAUGAUUGUUCCUCAAAGGAGGUGUACGAGAGGAUACAUUCCUAUCAUCUUGAACCAAUGAAUGGGGAAUUGUUAUGGAAGAAGAUGCAAAACAAUGGCAUUGCUCCGCCAAUUCCCAAAAAGUUAACGGGGAGACCGAAAAAAAAGAAAUCGUGAAGCGAAUGAGAAAUCAUCUGCUAAGGAUAGGACUAAAGUUUCACGCACAGGCCGAGUUAUGACAUGUUCUAUAUGCAAGAAGCCCGUCCAUAAUAAAGCAAAGUGUCCAAAUAAGUCCACGGAGACAGCGAGCACAUCAACUAGUGUAGCAGGCGAACCUUCAAAAAGAAAAAGUAAAGCAACAGUAAAAGAACGUAGUGCUAGACCUCAAAAGAAAAGAAGAGAGCAUAAGGGUUUUGGGAUUUAUAUAGAGCCUGAAACAGGAGAAACAUUGGUAGAUGUAAGCAUUUCUUUGAUCAAAUUAAGAAGUAUUAAUCAGCAUCAUUGACAUGUUUUUUUUUGUAGUCGGGACUCUCAAGUGAACACGUACUGUGACCUGGGAAGUAGAAGCAGUGAAGAUGUAUUCCUCAGUGGAUUAUAGAAGGCCAUAAUCGCUUUGAAGAUGUAGUUUUGUUUUUGUGAAGGGAUGAACCCCUGCUUUGUUCAAUGCCUAUUUUGAACUGUCAUUAAACUGACAAGUUUGACAUGUAUAAAAUCCCCUGUUUUGUGACAUGUAAACCAAUGUUAUAUUUUGACAUGUUUGAUAUUGUGGGAAGGUUUGAACAUGUUAUAUGUAGUGGGUUAUAAUCCCAUGUUUUGAAGGAUCUUUGGGCAGUUUAUAAAAGAAGUUUCUUGUUAUGUACCAUAUAUAAAGAAGUAUCCUUAUGGCAGUUUUU
Cuscuta europaea is the source of this 3738-nucleotide messenger RNA. Lineage: Eukaryota; Viridiplantae; Streptophyta; Magnoliopsida; Solanales; Convolvulaceae. The record is from the annotation of a GenBank genome assembly.